GAGGUAUGGACGUAAAAUUAUUCCCUCAGGGUGAGGCAUUUGGCUACACAUUUGUCGACAGCCUCUCCUGUAUAAUUUAGGUCUCACAGGCAGAAAAGGGUUGAAAAACAGAAAUCAAGGAAUCUCCAUCAAGUGGGUAAAAAAUCAGGUCUGAGGGAGGCAAUGAAGGUAGAGCAUUGUUUUAAAAAACCCCAAAUCCUCGGUCCUCCAAAUAGAAACAGCCCGUGAACAAGGUGGGUAUUAUUAGCACGAGACUGGCGUUCUUCUAAUUAGCUCAAGAGAAAGUGAAUAUUGGCUUUCCAAGUGAACCCCUCCAGUCCAGGGAUAUGUGCACAUCACACCUGGGCCUUUCAGUUACAAAUCCACCUCCUUAAGGAGCCGUGUGAAAAAGCAAGAGCAAUCAACAAGAAAAAAUCCUCCCAGCUAUAAAUCAGCCACGUGGAGCUGCUGCUGCGGCAGCGGUAGCCCUGACUUCCUGGUUUGCUUCCUGCAAGCCUUGCCGCUGGGGGCUCCGGGUAGUGGGUGUAAGAAAGGGAAGGGCAGCCAGGAGCCGCUCCAGGUCCGCGGGGACGGGGGAGGAGGGCCGUGGGGAAUCCUGGAAGGCACGGGCGUUAAGGACAGAGUUAUGGCCCAUAAUUAAAACAAAAGUUUGGGAAUCUGGAAGCUUUCAGAGCUGAGCAGUGGGGCAAAGGCUAAGGACCAGAGCUGGGGCAAGUGUAAGUUAGUUACAAGGUAACAGGGAAUUUGCGAAGAGGGUUCUUGGGCACAGCGGUGAGAGAAGAAGGGGACUGCGUGCCGGGAAGGGGGUAGGUACACAGAAAGGAAGCUUAGAAGAGCGAGGCACACGGGUCGGUUGGAGCUCGGCGGAGGCCGGCGUGGGGGGGGGUUCGGCGGCGGAGCGCAGUCCGAGCCGGCUAGCCGCGGGGAGGGGGCGGAGGGAAGAGCCCGGGGGAAGGUAGAGCCAAGGGGAGUUCCGGAUCUGGAGCUGGAAAGGGCAGGCUGCGGAGAGGGCGGCAGCCGAAGCGGUAGGGGUGGGGGAGGGAGGAGGUGGAGAGCCGGAGGAGGGGGAAGGAGGGAGGGGAGAGCUGUGGCGGCGGCUGCGCCGGGCUCUGUGUCUCUCGCCGCCGGAGGAAGAUGAGGCUGAAGAUUGGGUUCAUCUUACGCAGUUUACUGGUGGUGGGAAGCUUCCUGGGGCUGGUAGUCCUCUGGUCUUCCCUGUCCCCGCGGCCGGACGACCCAAGCCCGCUGAGCAGGAUGAGGGAAGACAGAGAUGUCAGUAACCCCAUGCCUAACCGAGGAGGCAAUGGAUUAGCUCCUGGGGAUGACAGAUUCAAACCUGUGGUACCAUGGCCUCAUGUUGAAGGAGUAGAAGUGGACUUAGAGUCUAUUAGAAGAAAAAACAAGGCGAAAAGUGAACAAGAGCGCCAUGCUGGAGGAGAUAACCAGAAGGACAUAAUGCGGAGGCAGUUUCUUACAUUUAAGCCUCAGACAUUCACCUACCGAGAUCCUGUGCUUCGUCCAGGGAUCCUCGGUAACUUUGAACCCAAAGAACCUGAGCCUCAUGGAGUGGUUGGUGGCCCUGGAGAGAACGCCAAGCCAUUGGUUUUGGGACCAGAAUUCAAACAUGCAAUUCAAGCCAGCAUUAAAGAGUUUGGAUUUAACAUGGUGGCAAGUGACAUGAUCUCACUGGACCGCAGCGUCAAUGACUUGCGACAAGAAGAAUGCAAGUAUUGGCAUUAUGAUGAAAACCUGCUCACUUCCAGUGUUGUCAUUGUCUUCCAUAACGAAGGAUGGUCAACCCUCAUGAGAACAGUCCACAGUGUAAUUAAAAGGACUCCAAGGAAAUAUUUAGCAGAAAUUGUGUUAAUUGAUGAUUUCAGUAAUAAAGAACACUUAAAAGGAAAACUAGAUGACUAUAUUAAGCUGUGGAAUGGCUUAGUGAAGGUAUUUCGAAAUGAGAGAAGAGAAGGUUUGAUUCAAGCACGAAGUAUUGGUGCCCAGAAGGCCAAACUUGGACAGGUUUUGAUAUACCUUGAUGCCCACUGUGAGGUGGCCGUUAACUGGUAUGCACCACUUGUAGCCCCCAUUUCCAAGGACAGAACUACAUGUACUGUACCUCUAAUAGAUUACAUAGAUGGGAAUGAUUAUUCCAUUGAACCGCAGCAAGGUGGGGAUGAAGAUGGUUUUGCCAGAGGGGCCUGGGACUGGAGUUUACUAUGGAAACGUAUUCCUCUAAGCCACAAGGAAAAGGCCAAAAGAAAACAUAAAACUGAACCUUAUCGGUCCCCUGCCAUGGCUGGUGGGUUAUUUGCCAUUGAACGAGACUUCUUCUUUGAACUGGGUCUCUAUGAUCCAGGUCUCCAGAUUUGGGGUGGUGAAAACUUUGAGAUCUCAUACAAGAUAUGGCAGUGUGGUGGUAAAUUACUGUUUGUCCCCUGCUCUCGUGUUGGACACAUCUACCGUCUCGAGGGCUGGCAAGGGAAUCCUCCGCCCAUUUAUGUCGGGUCUUCUCCAACUCUAAAGAAUUAUGUUAGAGUUGUAGAGGUUUGGUGGGAUGAAUACAAAGACUACUUCUAUGCUAGUCGUCCUGAAUCAAAGGCAUUACCAUAUGGAGAUAUAUCUGAGCUGAAAAAAUUUCGAGAAGAUCACAACUGCAAAAGUUUCAAAUGGUUCAUGGAAGAAAUAGCUUAUGACAUAACUUCACAUUACCCUUUGCCACCCAAAAAUGUCGAAUGGGGAGAAAUCAGAGGGCUUGAGACUGUCUACUGCAUUGAUAGCAUGGGGAAGACAAACGGAGGCUUUGUUGAGCUAGGACCCUGCCACAGGAUGGGAGGGAAUCAGCUUUUUCGAAUCAACGAAGCUAAUCAACUCAUGCAGUAUGACCAGUGUUUGACAAAGGGGCCUGAUGGAUCCAAAGUUAUGAUUACACACUGUAAUCUAAAUGAAUUUAAGGAAUGGCAGUACUUUAAGAGCCUGCACAGAUUUACUCACAUUCCUUCAGGAAAGUGCUUAGAUCGUUCAGACGUCCUCCAUCAAGUGUUCAUCUCCGAUUGUGACUCCAGUAAAAUGACUCAAAAGUGGGAAAUGAACAACAUCCAUAGCGUUUAGAAAGAAUGAAAGAAACCAAUAACCUACCUACUGACAUAUAAAUUUAUACAGGACUGAAAACCGCCUGAAACCUGCUGCAACUGUUAUUAACUCUGUACAGUUCCAAACCCAGAACCUCCUGAUCAGUUUGAAGGACGUUGAUAAACUGUGAUUUUACAAUAACAUUAUCAUCUGCAGUUACUGUUUACAAAACUGCUUUUACCUUAAACUUUGUAGAUGUUUACAUCUUUUUUUGUUUUAAGAUGAUGUUGGUAAUUUGUGCAUUUAGCUCUGUUUUAUUUAGAACAGAGUUAAAAGCAUCCUUGUCUUCUUUGGGAUUACACUCAGGGGUCUGAAAGGCAGUUUGAUUUUAUUUUAUUUUUUUUUAAACACACUUGAAAACAAGGUUGGAGUAACCAGACUUUCAUAUAUAACUUGGUGAUUAUCAACCUGUUGUGUCUUUAUUUAAUUUUACAUCUUUAUGAAGCACUGCCACAGGUUCUUAGCCAAGGUGGCCUUCCUUCACAGUCAUGCUGCUUUUUUGAAAGGUGAAUUUCAACACAUUUAGUGCCUCUUUCAUUUCUCAGUAUAUAUUUCAAGAGCUUUUGAUGAAAUUUAUAGGAUGGUAACGAUGGAAUUGUCAUCUGUAUGAGGAACACUUUCACUACUCAAAAAUGACUUUAUGUGCUACCAUUUGUUCUGAUAUUGAAUGUUGUAUGGCUUGAAAAAGAAAAGACAGUAUAGAACA
Zalophus californianus (California sea lion) is the source of this 3835-nucleotide messenger RNA. It is a transcript of the gene GALNT7, whose product is annotated as polypeptide N-acetylgalactosaminyltransferase 7. The transcript has 12 exons. The coding region runs from base 1135 to 3108 and encodes 657 amino acids. The record is from RefSeq and is a predicted model, not a curated record. Gene Ontology annotation, cellular component: Golgi apparatus. NCBI's taxonomy places the organism in Eukaryota, Metazoa, Chordata, Mammalia, Carnivora, Otariidae.